This is a messenger RNA of Aspergillus bombycis, 1506 nucleotides long. RefSeq lists its product as uncharacterized. The transcript has a single exon. The record is from RefSeq and is a predicted model, not a curated record. NCBI's taxonomy places the organism in Eukaryota, Fungi, Ascomycota, Eurotiomycetes, Eurotiales, Aspergillaceae. Bases 1 to 1506 code for a protein of 501 amino acids.
AUGUCCAUCCCCACUGUGAGACGAGCCUUUGACUCGUUCCCAAGGCAAAGAACGCUCCAGUCCGUUCGAGGGCUAUUCCAACUCCAGAUUCUCGCCCUGUUACUGCGAAUCGCCAUCUCCAUCAUCCUUUUGCCGCUGGAUAACACCAUCCUGUUUGCCACGUGCCUUCUCGGUCAUUUUUCUGUCUUCCUCUCGCAGUCGAGUCCAGUUCAUCGUCGCCAGGCCGCGCGACGUGAUGUCCAAUUCUACCCGAAAACCAUCCUCAUCUCCGGCAUUGACACCCCUUACGGGCUGGCCUUGGCGCGAUGUCUGUACUAUCACGGCCAUCGGGUCGUGGGCGCCGACAUCACAGAGCUCCCGUUCGCAUCGGGCGGAGGCAUGUCGAAAGCCCUAGCGACUUUCUAUCGCAUCCCAAGGUCGCACUAUGUGUCCCGCCUGCUCGACAUCAUCCAGAGGGAGAAAGCCGAUAUCUGGAUUCCGUGUUCGUCACGGGCGAGCGUUCUGGAAGACGCAAUGGCCAAGCAGGUAAUUGAAAGUCGAACUGCGUGUAAAUGCAUCCACCUGGACACGGAACUGGUCCAUCGCUUUAGCGACACCGAAUCCUUCACGCAGUAUCUCGUCGAAAAGGAGUUACCCGUGGUAGAAAACUACCAAGUGCAGUCGCGCGACUCGGUCCACAAGAUCUUGCAUCGGUCGCCGAGCAAGGUCUACCAUAUGCGCCGGCCAGAUGUUGCCGUGAGCGACAACAAAGUCGUCAUUUUACCGAAGAGGACCCUCAGCAUGACUUAUACGGAAGUCAGCGAGAUCCAAAUCUCCAAAGAUCGGCCCUGGGUUCUGCAGCAACAGGCUCGGCUGGGGGAGUUUUUCGCUGAAUUACUGCUUGUUGGAGGACGGGUUAAGGCCAUUAAAAUUCGGCCAGCCGACAACCAACCCUGGGGCCAUUCGCGGCUGGACAAGGGACUUGCAUGGGCAAUUCACCGACUCAUGGACCGUUUCGCAUUGAAAGGAGGCCAUCGGAUGACUGGCCAUCUAUGCCUGCGGUUAAUGGUCGACGAAGAAUUCGAUGCUAACAAUGUGCGCUAUGUAACGCAUAUUGCUGGCUGCACUCAAGGCACGAACGCUGUCAAGCAUCUUCUGCAAGAACCGUCACCUUCGUUAAUUGAUGGAUACUUGGGGGUUCUCUCGUCACAACCGGACGAUACAUCCGCGGACAUAGACAGAAAACGGAUGCAGGCUAGAGCAAGCAUAUCAGCGGUCUCACGGCAUCAAUUCAGCUUCUAUGAUACGCUUAAACAAUGUGAUGUCCGGAGAGUUCUUCCCUCUCUUUACCCAGUUGCCCAACAACUCGACCAUUUCGUCGGCCAGGCAAGCGAUCUCUUACUGUUCUGGAAGGACCCUCGUUUCUCGGUCCUUGAUCCGCUGCCAUGGUGGUGGAAUGCACAUAUCUAUCAACCACUGAAAGAGUUGGAAUUGGUGUUGGGCAGGAAAGAUGUCAAGAGACUGUAG